Molecule: messenger RNA, 3920 nt
Organism: Labrus bergylta (ballan wrasse)
Lineage: Eukaryota; Metazoa; Chordata; Actinopteri; Labriformes; Labridae
Product: immunoglobulin superfamily member 3
Cellular component (GO): membrane
Source: RefSeq, a predicted model, not a curated record
GCACAUAAAGGCUGCCUCAGAGCUUUAUGGUCUGCUCUGCUGUGAACACUGUCACAUCUGAAGCAGGUUCAGGAUGAGGAGGCCCCUGCAGUCCCUUUUGAGGGCCAAUAUAUUCUUCUAUCUUGGACUUUUCCUGCACUGUGGAGAAGCCAGAGUGAACACAGAAGCACCGAUUGGACCUCUGUAUCGUGUGGUCGGCUCAAAGCUCUCCAUCUCCUGCAAUGUUAGCGGCUUCAAGAACGCCGACACCAAGAAACACUUUGAAUUCCGCGUUAAUAAGCCCGGGAAACCAAUGUCGGAGAACAUCGUAAGCUCCAGCAAUCCAGGCUUCAGCUAUUCCUCGUAUAAGCGUCGUCUCGAGGAAAGGCUAAUCACUCUGACACAUGUGUCUCCAAACUCCGUCCUGUUUGAGAUACUCAGCCUGCAGAAGAGUGAUGAAGGGGAUUAUGAGUGCUCUGUGCUCAAUGCAGAAGCGAGUUAUGAUGGAGCCUACAGCGCGUCGACAUCAGUGAAAGUGAUUGACAACUCCCUGAGUGUUUCAUCACCUGCCUCCACCUCACAGAGUUUUAAUGAGGGUGAAGCUUUCACUUCGACGUGCCAAGCCUCCAGCAACACGGUCCAGCACACCCACCUGUCUCUCACCUGGUUCCUGCUCAGAGACGGUGACGACAACGCUCGUCCGAUCAUUUCUGUGGACAGAUAUUUCACACUCAGCCCCGGCCAGGGCUUCGAGGGGCGUCACCAAGCUGGACUCAUAAGGUUAGAUAAGAUAGGAGGGGUCAUGUACCGGCUCAGCAUGGGUCAGCUCCAGCUGUCAGACAGCGGGAGGGUCUUCUGCCGGGCCCAGGAGUGGAUCCAGGAUCCUGACCGCUCCUGGUACUCCAUCACACAGAAGGACGCAGAGGAGACCGUCUUACAUGUGGAAGCAAGAGAGGUGGUUCCAGACACGUCGCCUCUGUUGGUGAGAAUCUCUCUGCAGCCCACAGCGCUGCAGGUCGGCCAGACGCUGUCGAUAAACUGCAAUGUAAACAAACAGAGCUCAGAGGAAAGCUUCUUCUCUGUGGCCUGGUCCAGAGGGGGUGUCGAGCUGGCUCGCGUCGGCCCGACGGGCAUUCUCUCCGUGGGGCACGAGUACAGCGUGCGAGAGGAGGAGCUCAGAGUGGCCCGCAUCAGCGACAGAGAUUUCCGUCUCAGACUGCAGCCGGUCAGAAUCGAGGACCAGGGAGAGUACAUCUGCAGAGCGUGGCCUCAGAAAAGAGGACAAGAUGGUGCUUUAACACAAGGAGCUGCUCAGGACUCCGAUCCACAGAGGAUCACUAUCUCAGCCACAGAAAGUGGGCUCUCACUGGAAAUGCAGAAUGACACGAGUGUUAACGAAGGCGAUGGACUGAAGCUCACCUGCAGAGUACACGGCUACAAAGGACAGCUCUCAAUCACCUGGCAACACAAACCAACAGCCACGUCAAGUGUUGCAUUCACCACCGUCAUCAGCCUGAGUCAGGAGGGCGUAGUGAUAGAGAAGCCGGAAAGUCAGAAAAUGAAGGCGACGCGUCCAGCAGCCGACACCUUCACCUUAGAGCUGGAUGAAGUCAAACCAUCGGACUCAGGUGUUUAUCAGUGUGCCGUGUCCGAGUGGGAAAACAAUCGCAAGACCAACAGCCGCUCACAGACCGCCAUGGUGACCGUGGUUCCUGCUGGCUCGUUUGUGAAAGUGAACCUCAUAAGUCGCGACAACUCGGUGACCAUAGGAGAAAAUGUGAUUCUGAUGUGCCGGAUCCGAGGCGUACGUUUCCCCAUGACGGUGACUUGGAGCCUGCAGCGCGACGCCUCCAUCAUAGACAACAUCCUGACGGUGUACGCGGACGGAGCCAUCAGCUGGUCCGCAGACCAGCACCGCUACCAGCUGAACGUGGAGAAGACGGGGAACGGCUUCACUCACAAACUCCUCAUCAGGGGGGCGAGCCACAGGGAGGUGGGACGGUACGAGUGCAGCGUGUCGUACAACGCCCACAAGAUUGCGUCCAACCAGCUGGCUGUGCAGGUGCAGAACCCAGUGAGCAGCCUCGCUCUGACCUCAUCACCGGCCUUAACGACUUCCAUCGACCAGGACAUCGAAAUCCGAUGCUCGGUGACCUCUGAACCCUCUGCGUCGACUCGUUACUUCGUCACCUGGCAGCACAAACAAAAGGCAGAGAGUAAGAUCAUCCUGAGCUCAGACCAGGACGCUAAAGUCGAGUUUGGACUCCAGGUAGACCCGAGCCAGAGGCAGAGGAUCAGCGCCAAGCGUUCAAAAGGCCCAAGUUUUGAAUUAAGUAUUCGGCAGACUCAGAUCUCAGACGGCGGCGUGUACCUGUGCAAGGUGGCCGAGUGGCUACAAGAUCCUCUUGGUGAUUGGUACCAGCUCCCAUCGGUGUCAAGACCCACAAAUCUAACAGUGAUGGAGCCAGAACACAAACUGUCAGUUCUUAAGGAAGACUUGGAGUUAAAUAUGAGUGUAUCUCAGGACUUCACCAUCCCCUGUCAUAUCACCAAACAGUCCAGUGAUCAGUCCGGCUUCCAGGUCACAUGGUUUCUGCAGAAGGAGACGGAGAUGAAACCACGCCCCGUAUUCACGUCUUACCGGAACUCCACCCUACAAGACAGGUUAGGGAAUGGAAAACAGCUGAUUUACAGCCACCCUCUACCCAACCAGUUCAGCCUCACAGUGAUGAAGUCAGAGGCUGAAGAUAGCGGGCGGUACUUCUGUGAGGUAGAGGAGUGGCUGCCAUCGCUGUCUCAGAGGUGGAGGAAGGUCGCGACGAACAAAUCAGGGAUUUUGACUGUUAACGUCUAUCCAGAAGGAGAUGUUAAAGCCUUCUCCGAGCCCGCGUCUCAUCUGGGGGCCUGCAUAGGGAUUCUUGUGGCUGUUGUUAUCUGCUCUCUGUUGGUCAUAUUGCUGCUGGUGGUGAAGAUCUGCAGGAGCAAAGUGUCAGGAGAGAAGAAGACGGGCCAUUCUCUGUGGGCGGAGCAACAUCCUCUCAACACCAAACCCAGUGCAGACGACUAAAGAGACCAGAAGAGAAGAGGAAGUCAUAGGCCAACUUUUUAUUCACCCUGUAAUAUAUAACAUGAUGAUUUUUUAAAGUAUUUCCAAUGUAAAUAUUUUUAUUCCUUUUCAUUUAAAGUCCAAUCAGACGGGUUUAAAUUGCUCUCUUGAUAAUAAUCCAUAAAAAAAUGUUUGAAUGUUUUAGCUCUCAGUGCAGCUGGGGAAUCAUUGAGCCUUUAUGAAUUAAAGAAAUUCAUUAAGCCGUUGAAAUUAAACCAGCACUUUUUUAUUUCUCUGCUAAAAACUCCUUUGCAUAAUCACCAGCUUCUCACUGCCAGAGGUGGACAGUUGAGCGCGGCGGCAGAUCAAAUGUGUGUCUUUACAGUGCACCUCCAGUCGAAGCAGCACGCUCUGACAGACAGAUUGUAACAACAUGCCAGACAGUGUGUCUGUGAUGUGGUAAGAUUUGAAACUUCUCUCUGCGAGGGACCGUGAGAAGAAUCAACCAGGAAGUGCUCUGUGGGUUCUGCAAGAGAACAGGAUGAUUGUGUUUGUCUGCAGGUCUGCAAAACAAGUGUUUGAGUCACAGCACUGUUAAAGUUAAAAAUACUGUUAAAAAACUAAAUAUUCACAUGAUACUUGUUUUGUUUGAAGUUUUCCAAUGUUGUUGAUGAUGACUUUACAUUUACAUGUGAUUUUGUAAAAGUGUGUGUGUGAAUCUGUGCUUACUGAACGUGUGUUUGUGCAUGUACAAUCAACAUAGGACAGUUUUCAGUGCAUUGGCUGAACCCCAAAUACAUCUGGUUUAAACCUAAACAAUAGUGUUGUAGUUAAAGUCUGAAUAUGUGAUUUUUCACCCUUAAAUAUAUAAAUCCAGUUUAUCCUCUGAAAAUAA